Molecule: messenger RNA, 295 nt
Organism: Hirundo rustica (Barn swallow)
Lineage: Eukaryota; Metazoa; Chordata; Aves; Passeriformes; Hirundinidae
Product: stromal interaction molecule 1-like
Exons: 2
Coding region: 20-295 (91 amino acids)
Biological process (GO): intracellular calcium ion homeostasis; store-operated calcium entry; activation of store-operated calcium channel activity
Cellular component (GO): plasma membrane; endoplasmic reticulum
Molecular function (GO): calcium channel regulator activity; calcium ion binding
Source: RefSeq, a predicted model, not a curated record
GGCAGUGAACAACGCCACCAUGAUGGGCACGGUGCUCAAAAUGACGGACCGCAGCCACCGGCAGAAGCUGCAGCUCAAGGCUCUGGACACGGUGCUCUUCGGGCCCCCUCUGUUGACUCGUCACAACCACCUCAAGGACUUCAUGCUGGUGGUGUCCAUUGUCAUCGGCGUGGGCGGCUGCUGGUUCGCCUACAUCCAGAACCGCUACUCCAAGGAGCACAUGAAGAAGAUGAUGAAGGACCUGGAGGGUCUCCACAGGGCUGAGCAGUCUCUCCAUGACCUACAGGAGAGGUAG